Diaporthe batatas is the source of this 2237-nucleotide messenger RNA. RefSeq lists its product as uncharacterized. The record is from RefSeq and is a predicted model, not a curated record. Gene Ontology annotation, biological process: rRNA processing. The transcript has 2 exons. Bases 108 to 1910 code for a protein of 600 amino acids. Gene Ontology annotation, molecular function: protein binding. Lineage: Eukaryota; Fungi; Ascomycota; Sordariomycetes; Diaporthales; Diaporthaceae. Gene Ontology annotation, cellular component: Pwp2p-containing subcomplex of 90S preribosome; small-subunit processome.
CGGACUUAAAUUUUCUCCAAGGCCCUCGACUUUCUGCUGCCUCUUUGAUAGCGGACAGGACUUACUCGGCGCCACAAUCCACCCAAGACACCCAAGGCUGCUUUGAAAUGUCGCGAACGGCUCAGCAUCCCUCAAAUGACGACGGCUCUUCAGAAAGCGAGGAUGAACUGUCCAGUCUUGGGGAUGAUGACACCCCAGUCAAAUCCACCGACCAGAUGGAUCUUGAUGAGGCCGGCUCGGAUGAAGACGAACUUGAGAGACUCGUGCUUGGUGACAAGGCCGGUUUCCGGGACAAUCUGUUCAGACAUGCAGCGGACUCGGACGACGAUGAGGCGCUGAAGAGCCUAAGACUGGAUGACGGCACGCACGCACCUGGGGCCACGGGCCACGAGGACCUGGACGACUCGGCCCUCUUCAUGUUCGACACUGGCUCCGCGCCGGCCCACGGAAAGCAACUCGCCGAGAUGCCCGGACACGCGGCCAAUGGUGACGGCCCUCAGCCCGCUUGGUUCGACAGCGAUGACGAGAAGCUGGCCGUCUCGCUCGCUGGGGUCAGGCAGCUGCGGAAGCUGCGGGAGUCGGAGGCUGAUGACCUGAUCGACGGGGUGGAGUAUACCAGGCGCCUGCGGCAGUACUACCUACGUCUCAACCCACUCCCAUGCUGGGCCAAGGACUCUUCGGAGCAGCGCAAAACGAAGAGGCGGAGAAGGUCCUCUGCUGCGUCGUCGGGCUCGGACACGUCCUCGGGCUCCGAGCUCAGUGGCGACGAGGAGGACAUCUCUGCCCUGCCGCUGGAGCGGUUCCUACGCGACGCCGGCGCGCUGCGGGCCGAAGGCGGGAGAAGGAAGAAGCGCAAGCUCCGGCCCGAAGUCAUUGACAUCCAGCGAACGCGCGACAUCCCCGACACACACAAGGGCCCCGUCGAGUCAAUCUCCUUCCAUCCACAGCACCCAGUCCUCCUUUCCUCCUCAAAAUCAUCAAUCCUGUAUCUCCACCACGUCGAUCCAAGUGCACACCCGACGCCGAACCCACAGCUCACCUCGGUGCAAGUCAAGUCCGUGCCCAUCCGGCGCUCCGCCUUUCUUCAUCCCGAUGGGGAUGAGAUAAUCCUGGCAGGGCGGCGCCGCUUUUUUCACAGCUGGAACCUAUCCAACGGCAUUGUCAAGAAGGUUACGAAGAUUCAAGGCCACCAGGAGGAGCAAAAGACCAUGGAGCGGUUCCGGCUCAGCCCCGACGGGAAGCACAUGGCCCUUGUCGCCACGAGUCGCAAGGGCGGCGGCAUGCUGAACAUCGUCAGCGUGAGUAGCAUGCAGUGGGUUGCACAAGCCAGGCUGGACAGCCGUGGUGGCAUUGCAGACUUCUCCUGGUGGGGAGACGGCCAGGGGAUCACCAUCCUCGGCAGGGAUGGCCAGGUGGGCGAGUGGUCACUUGCGACGAGGCGUACACUGGGAAUUUGGAGGGACGAGGGCUCCAUCGGCGGCACGGUGAUUGAUCUGGGAGGACGUGAUGGCCCAUCGGAAGUUGGCGGGGACAGGUGGGUCGCUCUGGGCUCGACCAGCGGCGUCCUGAACAUCUACGACCGGGCCGAGCUUAUCUCCAAGGGUCAGGGGCCCGCCGUUGAGGUCAAGCCGCUGCCCGCUCCCAUGCGCAGCUUCGAGCAGCUGACCACACCCAUAACCGUCACUGCGUUCAGUCCAGAUGGCCAGCUGCUGGCGUUUGCCAGCCAGCACAAAAAGGAUGCGUUCAAGCUCGUGCAUCUCCCGAGUUGCACGGUGUACAGGAACUGGCCAACUGAGCAGACGCCAAUGGGAAGGGUGACAGCGGUCGCCUUCGGGAGGUCGAAGGAUGCUGACGUGCUGGCAGUAGGGAAUGACGCCGGGAAGAUCAGAAUGUGGGAGAUCAGGAACUAAGGCGACGAAGGCGAGUGCAGUCUGCUUUAGGUGCUCACUCCGCCGCUUUCAAGAACCCAAAUCAAAUCUCGCGAUCCCCUCAACAAUCGUCUCAACAGCGCUCAUUUCAUGCCUGCCCUUGAUAUUUGUGACCCCGAGGGCACACGAUGCGGGCUAAGAGGUCACGCAGCGGGCUUCCUCUUGAGAUGUUGUGGCGUGGGAAGAACUUGCGGGUUUCCCGCGUGUAGGCGGCCAGGGCUCGCUCGCUCGAGAAGAACACGACGUCCUCGGGCUUGUUCUCGGCGGCGAGGAAGUCGUGUAGGUUGACCCAUACAUGCUUGAGUGCCU